This is a messenger RNA of Ostrea edulis (European flat oyster), 570 nucleotides long. RefSeq lists its product as uncharacterized. The transcript has a single exon. The coding region runs from base 1 to 570 and encodes 189 amino acids. The record is from RefSeq and is a predicted model, not a curated record. Lineage: Eukaryota; Metazoa; Mollusca; Bivalvia; Ostreida; Ostreidae.
AUGACUCUGAGUGUAGCAAUUUGGUCUAUGCAUCAUUUAGUGAUAGCUAAAGUUAAAAUCAAACUUGAAAAAGAGAAAAAGACCGAAAACAAACGUACAAAAUACAAUGUUGAGAAGCUGAGAGAUGUCGGACAAAAGCAAGAAUUCCAAAUUGAGCUCAGGAAUAGAUUCGAAGCACUUAAUAAUAUUGAAGCAGAGUUAGACAUUGACACAGAUUGGGAAAUGGGUAAAACUGUCAUCAAAGAGACAUGUGACAAAGUGCUGGGAAAGAAGACUAACAAAAUGAAAGAUUGGAUGUCACAAGGAACAUGGGCAAAAAUUGAAGAACGAAAAAGGUCAAAAGAUAUUGUCAACAAUGCAAAAACAAGACAACAGAAAAAUGAAGCCAACAGGAAAUACCAAGAGAUAGAUAAAGAAGUCAAACAGCACUGCAGACAAGACAAAAGAAACUUUGUAAACGACUUAGCCACUGAAGCAGAACAAGUAGUAUAUAGAGGUGACAUCAAAACCCUCUACAACCUCACUAAAACACUCAGUAACAGGCGAACCAUCAAAUCAAAACCUCACUAA